CCGGGGAUCAGUUUCCGAAAUGGAUCGUCUGCAGCAGGUCGGCAUUCAGCAGUUGGGGGACCUGAAGCGGGUUUUCACCCGGGAAUGGCCCAAAUACUGCAAGGAGUACUACUGCCUGGACACAUUUCUGGAGCUCCACAAGAAGGACGAUCAACCGAAGGAAGUGCAAGUGUAUGCCCUUCCCAAUCUGGAACUCGGAUUAUUCGUGAUUGUGGAUCACUAUCAGAUAUUCCUUGGCUUCCUGGAGGCUGAGAAGUCGGAACGCCUUCUCAAGGAGUCCUUACUGAAAUUCAACCUCUAUGGAGGCGAGCAAUUCGCCUCAAUGCCGAAAAGGUACUUCAAUGUUGCCAACGACAUUAUCCAAGCAAAGAAUCUGAAAUUGGACCUGGACAGUAGAACCCUUUCCCUGGUCUUAAGCAAGGAGGAAGCCCUGCUCUUCCAAGUCGAACCUCCGGCUGGGUUCACCCUUAAGCCUGUAGAUGUAGAGGAUGCUCCAGAGAUAAACGAUCAGUGGGAAUGGGGUGAGGCGGACUCCCUUUCCCUGGUCCACCGCCAAAUUCUGUGUGACACCAGUGUGGGCUUGUACACGAAGGACACCAAGGAGCUCGUGGCCUGGUGCAUUAGGGCUUCGGAUGGCUUGCUGGCAGUGCUUCAAGUGAAGACGUCCUACAAGCGCCGAGGCUUCGGACAGCUGAUUGUGAAGGAGUUUUCCAGACAGGAGGCUCUGCUGGGUCGCGAUACAAUCACCGAAGUGGUUCCCGAGAACAAGGCAUCCUUGGGCCUGUUCACCAAACUGGGCUUCAAAGUCAUCGACCAGUGUCACUGGCUGAUCACGGAGUCCCCAAAGGGGGAUCGAUAAGAUUAAGGGCUUGUUUGCCUGUAAAUGUAAAUGUCGAUUUUUUGUAGAUUUAAAUCAUUAACGAUAAUAAGCUUUCGCAGCUGGCAAACAACGGGCUAGUCAUAAAAAAACCGCCUAAGAGAAUCUAACGAGGUUAAGAGAUCUA
Messenger RNA from Drosophila teissieri, 1004 nucleotides. RefSeq lists its product as uncharacterized. The coding region runs from base 20 to 859 and encodes 279 amino acids. NCBI's taxonomy places the organism in Eukaryota, Metazoa, Arthropoda, Insecta, Diptera, Drosophilidae. The record is from RefSeq and is a predicted model, not a curated record. Gene Ontology annotation, molecular function: acyltransferase activity, transferring groups other than amino-acyl groups. The transcript is spliced from 4 exons.